AACAGAAAACGCAAAAACAAUAACAAACACUUGUGUGGUAGAUUUUCAGAAUGGAUCUGUAGAAGUUUGUGUAAAUUUCUCAAAGUUUACUAUCUUUAAAGAUAUAGGAGAGUGUAUCUGGCAUGUCCCCUGUACCUGAGCCAAUGCAGAGCAGAAAGGGAGAACCGGGAGGUAAUGAUGAGGAAGAGCUGAAUCCUCCCACAGGCUUGGCAUUGGGACAGGCAGUAUCAUCAAGUGACGAUGAACAUGAUUCAAAUGACACGGAGAAUGAAACCCACAAUGGAUACAUUCCUUUACCUCAAUAUAAUGAUGUGGAGGAGGAGGAACAUGAAGGCGAAAUUGAUUAUUCUUCUCUCUCUGGGCUAAUGUCUGCUUUAGCCACACAUGGACCUAAUGUUGUGGGUGAUACUGAAGAAGAAGAGACAUGUGAUGUGAAAACUGAAGAAGUUGAAGGUGCAGUAGGUAUUGCUUCCAACGUAUCCACAAGCACAUCAGUGCUGGCACAACAGGCUGAACAGCAAAGAAGAGAGGAAAUAGCCUUAGAGCAAGCCACAGUAUGGAACUCCCCAGCCCCUGAGCGGCUGAGCUUGGAUGGAAAUAAAGUAGAGGAGAUUAAGUCAGUGAUGGCCUCCUUUAGUCUUCCACAGUCUGCAAUUCCUCCAUGGGCCAAGGACUUAUCAGAAGAAGACUGGAAAAACCAGGUUGCCUGCCUUAUAUCUAACAAAAAAUCCCUAUAAUUUUAGUAUUAUGAAUACCUGUAAUGUUGAUAUACUGAGGCCUUUGAAUUAAGGUCUGGAACAUUGUGAUAUUAAUGUUUUAUUCAGUUGUAUUAUUGUUAUGGGA
This is a messenger RNA of Penaeus vannamei (Pacific white shrimp), 843 nucleotides long. Its product is annotated as male-enhanced antigen 1. Lineage: Eukaryota; Metazoa; Arthropoda; Malacostraca; Decapoda; Penaeidae. The record is from RefSeq and is a predicted model, not a curated record. Gene Ontology annotation, biological process: spermatogenesis.